Molecule: messenger RNA, 1287 nt
Organism: Salmo salar (Atlantic salmon)
Lineage: Eukaryota; Metazoa; Chordata; Actinopteri; Salmoniformes; Salmonidae
Product: meiotic recombination protein DMC1/LIM15 homolog
Biological process (GO): DNA repair; DNA strand invasion; chromosome organization involved in meiotic cell cycle
Cellular component (GO): condensed nuclear chromosome; nucleus
Molecular function (GO): ATP hydrolysis activity; DNA strand exchange activity; single-stranded DNA binding
Source: RefSeq, a predicted model, not a curated record
UUUCAAACACGAGCGUGAUAAAGGACUUCUGUUAAACUUUCCCGCCACCUGAAUAAUAAAUCUCAGGUGGCAAGUAAUUUUUCAUAUUGAUAAGCUGAAGGUCAUCAUCAUUAGCUUUGCAACAUUUUAUAUACACUUUCUAUUUUUACAGGGCUGUCAAGUCAGUGAAGGAAGCGACCUAAUUCUGUCGUUCUGUCAAAUCUUUCAGGAGCAAUAGCUUACGUUGGCUAGCUAACUAACUUAUCGCUUGCUAAUAUUUUCUGACAUAAGAUAUUUAAGUUUUUCCCCAUUUAUUAACUAGUAGCCUAUAGCCAGCUAGAAACAAAAACGAUAUAUACUUCAAGACAUUGCGCCUAUCAAUAUGAAAGCCGCUGAGGAUCAAGUUGUGGAGGAUGAGGCCGGACACCAAGAUGAUGAGACCAAAGGUUUCCUGACAGCAUUUGAAUACAGUGCGAAGAGGAAACAAUUGUUCUGCGUCACCACUGGAAGCAUAGAGUUUGAUAAACUACUUGGGGAAGGUAUGGAGAGCAUGGCAAUCACUGAGUCAUUUGGAGAGUUUCGGACAGGCAAGACCCAGCUCUCUCACACACUCUGUGUCACAGCCCAGCUUCCUGGAGAGGAUAGCUACACAGGAGGAAAAGUAAUCUUCAUCGACACAGAGAACACUUUUCGUCCAGACAGACUGAAGAACAUAGCAGACAGGUUCAACGUGGACCAUGAUGCUGUGCUGGAUAAUGUGUUAUACGCCCGAGCCUACACCAGUGAACACCAGAUGGAGCUGUUGGAUUUUGUGGCGGCCAAAUUCCACGAGGAGGGAGGCAUCUUCAAACUUCUGAUCAUAGACUCCAUCAUGGCUCUGUUCCGGGUAGAUUUCUCUAGCCGAGGGGAGCUGGCAGAGAGACAACAGAAGCUGGCCCAGAUGCUCUCUCGUCUGCAGAAGAUCUCUGAAGAGUACAACGUUGCAGUGUUUGUCACCAAUCAGAUAACUGCAGACCCUGGAGCUGGGAUGUCGUUCCAAGCUGAUCCCAAAAAGCCGAUUGGAGGGCACAUCCUGGCGCAUGCGUCCACCACACGAAUCAGCUUGAGGAAAGGACAUGGAGAGUUGAGAAUUGCCAAGAUCUUUGACAGUCCUGAUAUGCCUGAGAACGAGGCCACUUUCACCAUCACUCCAGGGGGAAUUGCUGAUGCCAAAGAGUGAAAGACCUUCAUGGACUGUUUAUCUGUACUAUUUAAUGUUAGAAUUUUUUGUUGUUGAGUUUAGUAAAAUAAAGGAUGUGUAUACUCUGA